AUGGGACCGAAGUCCUUGCGCAUGGCGUUCCUGAUGAAGCACACUGUACUAGUCCAUUUUGUUGCUUUGCAGACGGUGCAAGGUUUCACGUUCAUCAAGCAGAACCACCAGACGGCUCGGAAGGUAAACGCCGUAUGGUAGUGCAUAAGCAUCCCGUCGUCGAGAAGAUCUCAAUGUGCAGCUCCGUCCUUUCAGUCUGGCCUGUUUCUGUUAGUGUUUGCAUGUUCUGUCUCAGACCAUCCACCACGGCUGUAGCUGCUGUGAAUCGUGAUCUGCAAACCGAGUCGAUGGUAAAGCUUAAAGUUAAUGAUGAAAUAUAGGUUGAUCAUAUGAGGCAUAAGUAAAAGUGAGAAUCGCGACGGGAUCCCCUCUUGUUUUGAUACCCCACGGAACGAGUUUUGGUUGCGAGCGACGUUACCGUCGAUGAGCUCAACACAGACAGAACGACGUGCGAAAUCCCGGGAGGGCCAGCUGGCGAAUUAAUCAAUAAGAAUUUGAAAAAGGGUUUUGUUAGCUUAUGGAGUUGUGGGCAACAAGGUACGGGGAUGGUUUUAGAAUCCUGUAAAGUUUUCUUCAAAUCGUACCAAAGUUGGCUCGUGAAUAGUUGCACCAUAGUAAAGCCGGCAGACGAAAGCACGGUUUGCGCACCAGAGCGCACCGGGAACAUUGAACAGGGGGAAGUUGUACACACAUGCGUUCCGCGCCCAAAGCCCACUGGUCCCAACCCUUGUGAUUCUGGCGUGUGCAGUAUACGGGAAUGUUUGAACGAUGUUGCCAAGUGUGGCGCAAUCGUACUAGCGCCUCACUACGAAGACAUGGACGCAGAUCCAACAAGCACGCCGGCUCCUGCGCCGUCACCGCCAGAAACACCGACGACCACCGCCCCCCCGCAAGCUAUCGAAAUGAAUGUCAGCCCUCAUCGCACGAGACACAGACCCGUGGGCUCAUCUUUGCGACGUGUUCGUUGCCCGAUCUUCCCUGCAUAUUAAUAGGUAUGACCCGACUAUUCAUGUUGUACUUCGCGAUGUUUCGCCAUUGGAAUGACCGAAAAGCACAGGGAGCAUGCCUUAACAGGAGCGCGUACUUCUGCGUAUACUUUUCGCAUUGGCCCUACUGGUACUGUAGUUGAAGUCACUGCUUAUACACAUAGUUCCAUCACCACGCCUCUCUUUUUGUUGACGAACGACGAUAUGCAUUGCAACGAUUUGUCUGAGAUCGCGUCACGGGGUCGUGUCGUUCGUGUGGAUGGGUCUUUUUCUGGGGACAAGAGUGCAAGACGAUUACAC
Amoebophrya sp. A120 is the source of this 1286-nucleotide messenger RNA. NCBI's taxonomy places the organism in Eukaryota, Dinophyceae, Syndiniales, Amoebophryaceae. The record is from the annotation of a GenBank genome assembly.